AUGGUAUCGGAAAUAACUGAAGAGAAGGAUGAUGAGAGUAGUUAUUUUGUUGAUCCACAAGUUCAGAAGGAGAGAAUAAGGCGUAUUAUAGAGUAUCAGAAGUCUCUUUAUCUGUCUUCUUCUUCGUCAUCUUCCUCUUCAUCCUCUGCUGCUUCAUGUUCCUCAUUCUCUUCAUCUCAAAAAAGAAGCAGUUCGUUAAGUUUGGUUCAAGGAGGAAACACGUCUUCGCAGAUAUCAGAAAUAAUUGAAGAGAAGAAUGAUGAGGACAGUUGUUGUGUUGAUCCACAAUCUCAGAGGGAAAGGAUAAGGCGGAUUAUAGAGCAUCAGAAAUCACUUUGGCAAUCUUCGUCUUCCUCAUCUUCCUUGUCUUCCUCAGCUGCUUCUUGUUCUUCAUUUUCUUCAUCACGAAGAAGUGGCAGUUUGCUGAGUUUGAUGAAAGUAGGAAACACAUCCUUGAAGAGAUUAUUUGAGAUGGAGCAUACUAGUCUGGCUAACCAUUUUGAUGAUUUGAGUGGCUCACCUGUAAUUAAGCCUAUCCUUCUCUGGGGCAGUGAUACAGACAAUGAACAUGAAAUAUAUAAUCCCUGGCCAUCCGUCAUGCAGUUUGGCCCCAGAAAUGAUUCUAGGAUUGAUAGGCAAAGUAAGUUUGCUUCAGAUGGUAGUGUCAUUGAAAGUGAUGGUUUCCAUAAUAGAGAGGUAAGAACUGGCAAACGGAACUUGACUAGGAAAAAGUCCUUUAGGAGAUUGCCAGGAUUUGGCAUAUGGAGAUGCGGAGGAUAUAGAAUGAGAUUAAGGUUGAGACGGCUUAGGAUUGCUUUUUGUAGAAGAAAAUACUGA
Molecule: messenger RNA, 837 nt
Organism: Rosa rugosa (rugosa rose)
Lineage: Eukaryota; Viridiplantae; Streptophyta; Magnoliopsida; Rosales; Rosaceae
Exons: 1
Coding region: 1-837 (278 amino acids)
Source: RefSeq, a predicted model, not a curated record